Molecule: messenger RNA, 1690 nt
Organism: Prorocentrum cordatum
Lineage: Eukaryota; Dinophyceae; Prorocentrales; Prorocentraceae
Source: the annotation of a GenBank genome assembly
GUCGGUGCAGCUGUGGGCGCGCCUGUCGGUGCAGCAGUCGGUGAAGCUGUCGGUGAAGCUGUUGGUGCCGCAGUAGGUGCAGCUCAGUCGGUGACGCUGUCGGUGAAGCUGUCGGUGCCGCAGUCGGUGCAGCUGUGGGCGCGCCUGUCGGUGCAGCCGUCGGGGCAGCAGUCGGUGAAGAUGUCGGUGAAGCUGUUGGUGCCGCAGUAGGUGCAGCUGUCGGUGCCGCUGUCGGUGCAGUCGUCGGAAAUGAUGUGGGUGACCUUGUCGGCGAAGUUGUCGGCGGCGCAGUGAAGCAUGCGACGCUGUCCUCGUCGACGAAGUAGUUGGACGUCCCAGCCAUGGCGAAGUUGCGGCCCCACAACUGGACGUACUCUGGCGGCAUGUCCGUCAGGAUCUUGAACCCGAUGACGAACUCGCUUGUGUUAGCGAACUCAACCAUGAAGCAUCGCUUCGCCUGGUCCACGGUGGCGGCCGACGCGUCUGGGCAAGUGAUGUUGGUUAAGCUGUUCGGAUCCGAAGGGUUGUCGCAGCCGUGCCCGAACAUCUGCGAGGUCACCUUUACCCCGAACUUGCCCCCAGAAGUGGCGACGUACUUCCUGGAGGUCCUACCAGGGAUCGGCGUCUGGACCGAACUCGUGCUGUACGUCAGCGGGGCUGGGCUGUUGCUGGUGAUGGUGUCGAAUUCGUACAACUCCAAGUCGAAUUCGAAAUCGCCGUCGACCGUGUAGACAGCGCUAACGCCGUCGAGUAACACAAUCUCAUUCUCCCCAUCCUUGUAGUGGUCAACAUCGCACAACGUGAUCUUUGGCCGGACUGGCGUUUCAGGGCAGUAGGUGUGAUUUCGCACAAACGCCGCCUUGAGAUUGACAUAUUCCCCUACCAGGAGGUUCACAGUCGCCGUGGCGCCAAAAAUGUUGUUCCAAUUCGUGUUCCUCGGAACAUACAUGCUUGUAUUAAUGAAGGUGAUGUCCACGGGGGACCCAUCUGCGGCAAGUCCAACGCCAUAAUAUCUAAGCUCAUUUGGCAUAUCGUACUGCGGGCCUAGCCCGCCAAGAUUCGAAUGACGUGAUCUCCCUGGAUUUUCCCCAUCGGUGUUGUUCUCCGAAAAGGAAAUCCAAUCCUCACAGUCAUCGUAGAGGCGUAUGCGUGGCAGAUCGGGGCACUCCUCUGGACACACGCAACACAUUGUAGCAGACGUGAAAUCUGAAUCGUCAUAAUAUGGGUCGAAGCAGAUGCCUGAAAACGGGUUUUCAAAAUCGUGCGCAUAAGCUUCACACCCUUUGCCAAAUCUGUUCGUAGCCCCCACUGCAGAGUCGACACAGGUUGUCGGCGACGGCGUCGCAGCUGCUUGCCUUGGCGCAGACAUCUGCUUCGAAGUGAGAGCGUGGAAGAUGCUACGAGCCCACUGCGUUGGACCCCUGGUCAUGUUCCGCUCCUCGUGCGACAAGACCACAAAGGACUGCAUCAUGAACGCGUCGCACGGCUGAAAUUCGAGCGGCCGGUUGGCUCCCACGACGCCUGUGGCGGACGGCGUAGUCGGUAGAACAGACGCCGCGAUUGCCAUCAGGAUCCGCACUGCACGGCAUGUAGCAGCGCAAUUACUCGAGAUGGACGACAUAUCCUCAGUGCAGUAUCGGCGGUGCCAACACACGUAUGACUAUUGAGCCACAGCGGCUACGGAACAUCA